AUGAGCGGUAAUGGUGCGGUGCAAUCCCCCGCCUUGGCGAAGCCCGUCCUAGACUUGUCGCAGGUACGCUGCAUCCCCUUCGACCAGUGGGUGCCGGAUGCACAGGUAGUUAACUGCAUGGCACCGGACUGCAGCAACAGCUUCUCUCUCUUUAACCGCAAGCAUCACUGCCGUAUGUGCGGGCACGUCUUCUGCUCCUCGUGCUGCAACAACCUCGUGUACAUACCAGCCGCCGUUGUGAACAAGGCGAAUAGCUCGACCGAGGGGGCGGCGGCGGCGGGCAGCUAUUCGGCAAUGACGAACACGUCCUUGAGCUCCGUUGUUACUCCCGAGCCGCAGCAGUUUAACCGCGCGUGUGCGAGCGACGGCAGUGCAUUGCCAAACGGGAUGCGGCGAGGACCACAGGCCCCCGCAGCGCAGGGGCUCGAUGUGUCCUCUGCCUCCAGCAGUGCACUGCUCCCCGGCCCUCUGCCAGUCUGCAGCGAUGGAAACGGUCACCCACCGUCUAACGCGCUCACCGCCCCGUCGGCAGUGACGGCGCUGCCGUCAUCAAUGUCUCCGUCCACGCAAGCCGCGGUGCCAUGCCGUGUGUGUGCCAGCUGCUCCUACGAGGUCCAGCUGGUGGUGUCUACUCGGCAGGAAAACGGCGAGCCGCGCCGCCGCAGCCGCGGUGAACUCAAGAUGAUCCAGCGCGUCCUCCUCGUCAACGUCAUGAGCUUUCUGACGCUGCGCGACUUGGCGAAUGUGUCGCUUGUCUCGGCGGACUUCUACUUCAUGUCCCGCGACAAUAUCAUCUGGUACCAGUACAACAUGACGCGGUGGGUUCAGGAGGCAAAGCUGCCGCGACUGUCGUCGCACAACUCGCGUGCUGCGGCGUCUCGAAUGCAGCAGCAGCGAGGACCCAGCUGGUGCACCUAUUCCUCGGGCAGUGGGCCCCGGAGCUCCUUGGUAGACGACAUGUUCUCGAGUGCGCCGGUGAUUCAAGAUGCCACCGCGCUCUCGGAGAGCGAGGCGGCGAAGCGCGUCAUCUCGUUGCACGCGCGGUACAACUACACCCAGUUCCUUGACUUUGCGCGACGGCAGGAGAUGGCAUGGUGUGAAGGACUGUCGUCCUUCUCGCUCGGUGCUCGCCUCUUGUUGUCGAGCCCUAUCCGCGUGGCGCUUGUGGGGCCAUGCGGUAUCGGCAAGACAGCCAGCGCUCACGCCUUCCUUGGCGAGAAGCCGUCACAGAUGGUGGUGCGGCCGACCAUUGGGUUUGAGCGGCGUGCCGUGAGAGUGCGGCUGGCGCGCGGACUCUCUGCGGAGGCCGUGCUGCACAUCUACGACCUCAGCGGCGCGGACCGCUACGGGGAGCUGCGCCGCUUCGUGUGUCGGCACUGCCAUGCCAUUGGCCUUUGUUAUGACCCGUCCCGAAAAGUGACGCUGGUGCAGGCGGCGGAUAUUAUGAUGGGGCUCGAGAGCGCUCUGGGCCCGCAGCCGGUAGUGGUUUGCGGACUGAUGCGACAGCCACAUCAUACCUCGAGCUCGGGCAGCGUACCUCUUAAUUACCACAGGGCCGGCCCCGCUCGCCUUCCCGCUGUGGUGUCUGCAGUCACUGCGGUGGGCCUCUCAGCGCCCCUGGUGCGGCGGGACCAAAGUUCUCACGCGGUGCCGGUCGGCUCUGCUGAGUCUGCGGCUGAGGCUGCUGGUGGCGUUGCAGGCGAGUCGAUGCUUGCCGCCCCAAUCUGCGGCGUUGCCAACGGUUGUAACACCUCACCUCGAGCCAGUAGCAGCCCUGCAGGUACUGCGGUCACGUUGCCCGGCGGUAUGGCAGAGAAUGGUGCCCACGAGAGCUGUGACCGACUGCAGGCUGACGCCGCGGUAUCGCCGAUGCCAUCACCUCCGCAGCCGCCGUUCGCCGUCGCCUCUCCGCAGAGUAGAGCGCUCGAAGUGUCGGUCGAGGACGCAGUGGGCAUCACCGUUCGAGGGCACUCGUCCAUCCAUUGUCCGCUGCUGCACCCGACCCCGUUGUUCGAGGCUCUUGUGCAGUCUGUGCUGGAUCUUUUAGUAGAGGCGACGGUGGCGAGCACGAGCACCAUAUCCGAGAUCAGCGCGGAGCUCACGACGCAUGGCAGCGGCAGCGGCCCGCAAAGCUUUCCGACGUGUUGUCCGAGCUCUCUGAGCGCUGGCAGUGCACCAGCGAACGCGACGCGAGUCGCUUCUACGCGCCGCCGUCCGCACGCAUCGCGGGCAAUUAUGGAGGACCUGCGGAACCUGACGAUGCAGCCUUGUGCACUGGACAUCUUGCUGGAUCGAAAGUAG
Messenger RNA from Leishmania major strain Friedlin, 2301 nucleotides. Its product is annotated as putative ras-like small GTPases. Lineage: Eukaryota; Euglenozoa; Kinetoplastea; Trypanosomatida; Trypanosomatidae. The record is from RefSeq and is a predicted model, not a curated record. Gene Ontology annotation, molecular function: GTPase activity; GTP binding; metal ion binding. Bases 1 to 2301 code for a protein of 766 amino acids. The transcript has a single exon.